UAAGGUGCUCUAUGUCUUUGGAAUGUAGACAAGAACCAGAUCACCCAUGGCUGGUAGCUCAAAGCUUCACAUCGCCAUGUUUCCAUGGCUAGCCUUUGGUCACAUGAUUCCAUAUUUAGAGCUUGCCAAACUCGUAGCUCAAAAGGGUCACAAAAUCUCCUUCAUUUCCACCCCUAGAAACACUGAUCGUCUCCCCAAACUCCAUCCAAGUAUAUCACCUCUGAUAACUUUCGUCAGGCUGUCAUUGCCUCAAGUGGAAAACCUACCUAAAGGUGCCGAGGCAACCACUGAUGUCCCAUACGACAAAGUCCAGUACCUAAAACAAGCCUGUGACGACCUCAAAGAACCCUUGUCCAAGUUUCUUCAAACUUGUGAUGAUCUUGAUUGCAUACUUUUUGAUUUUGCCCCAUAUUGGCUACCAGAUAUCGCCAUGAGUUUUGGCAUUCCAAGUGUUUUCUUCAGCAUAUUCACAGCAGCAAUGCUGAGUUAUGUCAAGCCAGCUUCUGGUAUUGAUGAUCGAUCAAAACCAGAAGAUUUUACUGUCCCUCCCAAGUGGGUUCCAUUUCCUACCAAUGUGGUCUUCAGACUUUUCGAGGUUUUGAGGAUUUUUUAUCAGAGUCUAGCUGGGAAUGUUGUUUCCGAUUUAUAUCGUACCCAGGAAGGUAUAAAAGGCUGUGAUAUGAUAGCUGUGAGGAGCUGCAUGGAAUUUGAACCAGAAUGGUUGCAACUACUUGAAGAAAUUCAUGGAAAACCAGUUAUACCAGUUGGUGUUCUUGCCACUACAGUAUAUGAUACAGGGGUGGAAGAUGAAGCAUGGAGAUCAAUUAAAGAUUGGCUAGACAAGCAAAAGCAAGGUUCUGUAGUUUACAUUGCAUUUGGCAGCGAAGCAAAACCAAGCCAGGUUGAGCUGACUGAGAUAGCUCUAGGGUUAGAACUAUCUGGUCUCCCGUUCUUUUGGGUGCUAAGGAAGCAUAGAGGCUCAGCUGAUACCGAGUUGAUCAAGCUGCCAGAAGGGUUCGAGGAGAGAACCAGAGCGCAAGGUUUGGUCUGGACUAGUUGGGCUCCUCAGCUCAAGAUUUUAGCUCAUGACUCCGUAGGUGGAUUCUUGACUCAUUCUGGAUGGAGCUCUGUGGUGGAGGCACUCCAACAUGCCAGAUCUCUUAUACUCUUGACAUUCUUGGCUGACCAGGGGAUCAAUGCAAGGGUUUUGGAGGAUAAGAAAAUGGGGUAUUCAAUACCAAGGAAUGAGAAGAACGGAUAUUUCACAAGGGAUUCAGUUGCUGAGUCCUUGAGAUUGGUGAUGGAGAAGGAAGAAGGGAAGAUUUACAGGGACAAGGUCAAGGAGAUGAAACCGUUGUUUGCUGACAAAGAUCGACAAGACAAGUAUGUGGACAAGCUUGUGGACCAUCUCAGAAGCCAUGGACGUACGAAGAAAAUCAAGAACUGCAUGUGAAGAGUGGAUCUCAAUGUAAAAGUUGCAAGAGUGCAUUGAUUGAUCUACAUGUGCGAGGAGUGUGAACCACAAGGUGAAUAAGAAAGGUCAAAGCUUGUGCCAUGAUUAUUUAAGUAGCUGUUAUCGUCCCCUCCCAUGGGCACCAUUUCUGCCCCUGUAUCCUCACCAAAUUAAAUGCCAUGUCUAUUGAACAAUGGUUUCACUAUUUA
Messenger RNA from Populus euphratica (Euphrates poplar), 1662 nucleotides. Its product is annotated as UDP-glycosyltransferase 91A1-like. The transcript is spliced from 2 exons. The record is from RefSeq and is a predicted model, not a curated record. Gene Ontology annotation, molecular function: UDP-glycosyltransferase activity. NCBI's taxonomy places the organism in Eukaryota, Viridiplantae, Streptophyta, Magnoliopsida, Malpighiales, Salicaceae. The coding region runs from base 47 to 1453 and encodes 468 amino acids.